This is a messenger RNA of Thalassophryne amazonica, 1500 nucleotides long. RefSeq names its product zinc finger BED domain-containing protein 5-like. NCBI's taxonomy places the organism in Eukaryota, Metazoa, Chordata, Actinopteri, Batrachoidiformes, Batrachoididae. The record is from RefSeq and is a predicted model, not a curated record. Bases 1 to 1500 code for a protein of 499 amino acids. The transcript has a single exon.
AUGAAACGGUCCAAUAUAAAGCGGCACUUCGACACACGCCAUGCUACGUUUGCAUUGAAAUAUCCGGUGGGGGACAGCAGGAAGAAGGCCUACCAAGAGCUAAUGUGCAGUGUGCAAGCUAGUCAACAGCAACUCCGUGUGUGGACCCAGCAAGGUGAUUGGAAUUCCGCUAGCUUUGCUGGUUCUUUAGCAAUAGUGAGGAACGGAAAGCCUUUCACUGAUGGCGAGUAUGCCAAAACAUUCAUACUUGACGUCACCAAUGAACUUUUUGAUGACUUUUCGGAUAAAGAUAAGAUAAUCAGACGAAUCAAAGACAUGCCUCUGUCAGCAAAAACUGUUCACGAUCGUACCAUCAUGAUAGCAAAUCAAGUGGAGGAAACACAAGUGAAGGAUAUAAAUGCAGCGCCAUUAUUUUCCCUCGCUUUGGAUGAGUCAACAGACGUAAGCCACUUAUCCCAGUUCAGCAUCAUUGCCAGGUAUGCUGUCGGUGACACACUCCGUGAGGAAAGUCUGGCUGUUUUGCCAAUGAAAGGGACUACAAGAGGGGAGGAUUUAUUCAAGUCUUUCAUCGAGUUUGCUGAUGAAAAAAAGCUACCGAUGGAUAAACUUAUUUCGGUGUGUACUGAUGGCGCUCCUUGUAUGGUGGGGAAAAACAAAGGAUUUGUAGCGCUUCUUCGUGAACAUGAAAAUAGACCCAUCUUACGUUUUCAUUGCAUUCUACAUCAGGAGGCGCUUUGUGCUCAAAUGUGUGGCGAGCAGCUUGGUGAGGUGAUGUUGCUGGUCAUUCAGGUGGUCAACUUCAUUGCUGCCCGAGCAUUAAAUGGUCGCCAAUUUAAAACACUGCUGGAUGAAGUUGGGAAUAGUUAUCCCGGUCUGCUUUUGCACAGCAAUGUGGGUUGGCUGUCGAGAGGGAAGGUGCUCAGCCGUUUUGCGGCUUGCCUGAGAAAAAUCCGAACUUUUCUCGAAAUGAAAAAUGUUGAGCAUCCUGAGCUAGCCAACCCCGAGUGGCUCCUGAAGUUCUUCUAUCUUGUUGACAUGACUGAACAUCUGAACCAGCUCAAUGUUAAAAUGCAAGGUGUUGGAAACACAGUCUUAACUAUUCAGCAAGCAGUGUUUGCAUUUGAAAACAAACUGGAACUCUUCAUUAAGGACAUUGAAACGGAUCGUUUACUCCACUUCGAAAAACUGCGAGAAUUUAAAGAUGUAUGCGCAGCAAGUGACCCCACUCAACAUCUUGAUAUCCAGCAGCUGGCUGGCUUCACAUCUGAUCUCCUGCAGUCAUUCAAAGCUCGCUUUGGAGAAUUUCGUGAGCAUACUCGUCUUUUUAAGUUCAUCACUCAUCCACACGAGAGGGAAGUGGACAAAGCCGACCUGAUUUACAUUCCCGGUGUCUCCAUCAGAGAUUUUGAGAUCGAAGUUGCUGAUCUGAAGGCCUCAGAAAUGUGGGUAAAUAAGUUCAAGACACUUAAUGAAGACUUGGAGGGACUUCAAAGCCAUUAG